AUGAUGCUCACUACCUUCCUUUUGGGAGUAUUCUUAGUGUCCGCGGCACAGUGUCGUUAUCUUAUCCGGAAAGACUGCACAUUUUCUGUCGCUGCAUCUACUGGUGAUACUUGCUCAUCUCUUGCUAGUUAUUGGGGGAUCACCUUAACCCAGUUUCAAAGCUACAACCCAGGUGUCGACUGCACCAAGGAUCUCACAGUCGAUACCAAUUACUGUAUUGAGUGGGAUGAUGGUAGACCACCACCCACUAGCACCACCACGACGUCUAGUACUGCCACCUCAACGGCUUCUACAGCACCAUCUGGGCCAUCCCCUACCCAGACUGGCAUUGCUUCCAACUGUGACGCAUACUACAAGGCUGUGUCAGGCGAUACUUGCCAAAAAAUCGUCAAAGAUUUCGGAAAUUUCACUCUUACGGACUUCUAUAGCUGGAAUCCGGCUGUCGGUUCAGACUGCUCCCAGCUUUUUCUUGGAUUUUAUUAUUGCGUGGGAACAACCUCGAGUGGGAGCGUGACUACGACUACGAUUAGUUCUACCACUACGGGUCCACCUCAACCGGAACAAACUGGAAUCAUUUCAACCUGUACAUCUUACUACAAGGUCGAGUCAGGAGACACUUGUUCGCAGAUCGUUGACAAUUAUGGCACAUUUACCCUCAAAGACUUCCUCUCGUGGAACCCGGCUGUCGGUUCGGACUGCUCCCAACUCUUCAUCGGUUAUUAUGUGUGCGUCGGUUCCCCGGGACGCCCACAAGCCGGCCCGCAGCAACGAACAGGUAUCGCGGCAAACUGCAACUCCUAUUAUCUCGUCCAGUCUGGGGACUCUUGCCAGAAAAUCGUCGAUAAUUACGGUGAUAUGUUCACAUUGAAGCAGUUCUACAAUUGGAAUCCUGCUGUCGGUUUGGACUGCUCACAACUCUGGGUGGGCUAUUACGUUUGCGUUGGCGUCAAGUCUUGA
Messenger RNA from Daldinia childiae, 957 nucleotides. RefSeq lists its product as uncharacterized. The transcript is spliced from 8 exons. The record is from RefSeq and is a predicted model, not a curated record. NCBI's taxonomy places the organism in Eukaryota, Fungi, Ascomycota, Sordariomycetes, Xylariales, Hypoxylaceae. Bases 1 to 957 code for a protein of 318 amino acids.